This is a messenger RNA of Carassius carassius (crucian carp), 3433 nucleotides long. It is a transcript of the gene brinp3b, whose product is annotated as bone morphogenetic protein/retinoic acid inducible neural-specific 3b. NCBI's taxonomy places the organism in Eukaryota, Metazoa, Chordata, Actinopteri, Cypriniformes, Cyprinidae. The record is from RefSeq and is a predicted model, not a curated record. The coding region runs from base 467 to 2767 and encodes 766 amino acids. Gene Ontology annotation, biological process: positive regulation of neuron differentiation; negative regulation of mitotic cell cycle. The transcript is spliced from 8 exons.
AUUGCUCAGUGUGAAAGUGUUAAUGCAGGAGAUGCACUCUCGGGGAAACCGGCAUUCAUGCUCCAGCAUAUUCUACAGCCUAUAAAGACCGAGAGAGCAUCCAACCUGCUCCCCCCGAGAAAACAGAGGGAUCUAAAGAAAUCUCACUUUUUAUUCCUGCGAAAAGCGCUACCCGUAGAACAUUUUUUUCCCACCUCUCUCAGAUGUGCGUCAACUUCUUUCAUUGCGCGCGCCAACGUGGAUUUGGGAACGCGCGCGCGCACCUGCUUUCACCUGAUGUGAGAAAACAAUUUAUGGACAUACUUUAGACCUGUUCCGAGAAGGAUCGCUUUCCUGGGCGGACAGUUGCGCGGAGGAUUUCCGAGUAUUGUCUUUUAUCAUUUUCUCCGUGUCUCGGAUAGCCGAAGUUUAACUCAUGUCAGGACACAACGGGGAUCUGCGAGGAGAGAGCAUGUAUGGCUGAAGGAUGUGGGCUCGGAGUGUUGGUCCUAGACCGCCUGACCUGAUGCUCUUAUGGGAGGGGAUGGUGAUCUGUCUCCGCUGGGCUUGUGUGCUCGUCUCUCUGGCUGUGUACGUGGGCUCCGCGGAACCGCUCGGAUGGCUGCUGUCCGAUAAAGGUCCUUUCCAUCGCUCUCGGGAAUUCAUUGAGUUCACCGAGCGAUACCAGCACGGCUUUACAACCAGAUACAAAAUAUACAGGGAGUUCGGACGAUGGAAGGUCAACAGCCUUGCUGCAGAGAGACAAGAAGGCAACGGGGUGGCCGUGCCCUUUGACCCCGACUUUAUCCAUAACAUCAGGCUUCUGGGGAGAAGGCCAAGCCUGCAGAAAAUUACUGACACAAUCAUCAAGAAAUACGGGACUCAUUUCCUGCUCUCUGCCACUCUGGGAGGCGAGGAGUCCUUGACCAUUUUUGUGGACAAAAGCAAGCUUAGCAGAGGUCAGCAGAAUGGCGGUGCCUCCAACGCUACAGCCAGUUCACUGACCCUCGAAGCCCUGCACCAACUGGCAGCAUCCUAUUUCAUCGACAGAGAUAGCACACUCCGGAAGCUCCAUCACCUCCAGAUCGCCUCCACCGCCAUUAAGGUAACAGAGACCAGGACCGGCCCUUUGGGCUGCAGUAACUAUGACAACCUCGACUCUGUCAGCUCCGUUCUGGUUCACAGCCACGAGAACAGAGUUCAGUUGCAAGGACUUCAGGCUAUUCUGCCUAGUUAUUUAAGGAGCAACUUUGUUCAGGCUGCCUUAGGCUACAUAGGCUGCAAUGCUGAAGGCCAAUUUAUGUGCAAAGACAAUGACUGCUGGUGCCAAUGCAUUCAUGAGUUUCCCCAGUGUAACUGCCCUGAGGCUGAUAUCCGUUCCCAGGAAAACUACCUGGAGCGUAUGAAGGAGGCCUGGAGGCAGGAGAACCAGGAAUUUCAAGACUCAGAUGAGUUCCAGAGCUUCAUGGGUAAACUACCAACACAGAGCGCUCUAAAUUCAUCAAGAAUCCAGCAAUUGUGGAGGACAGACAGUGCUCUACAGCAACGUUACCGGCAGUUGGAGAGUCGCGUGAGCCUCCUGCUCUCCAAGACCCGACGAACUGCUAACAAGCUCUUCAGCCUCAGCAAGAGAUGCCACACACAGCCCAAAAUAGUGUCUCUAAGGGAGAGGCCACUGAGCCACUGGCUACAGUUCACCCUGUCCAUCCUGUACUGCAGUGAGAAUAACCAACUGGGAUUUUAUGCAGAGGAAAUACGGACUUGCGCCUGUCCUUACGAGAGCCCCUCAUGCCAGGGUGUUGUCCCGUGCGAGGUGGGUGACAGUCACCGUUGUGCCUCGUGCUCGGUGGACAACCGCACCCGCUGCUCCAGCUGCAACCCAGGUUAUGUUCUCAGUCAUGGAGUUUGCAAAAAUGCUGUACCCAACCCUACAGACCACUACCUUGGCUUUGAGACUGACCUACAAGACCUGGAGCUACGCUACCUACUGCAACACCGGGACAGCCGCAUCACGACGCACGCCAUCUUUGUCAGCAACGACGUUCGCCUCAAUGUCUGGUUCGACCCAUCUUGGAGAAAGAGGAUGCUGCUUACGCUGAAGAGCAACAAGUUCAAAUCCAGCCGUGUCCAUAUGCUCCUGGGCAUUUCGCUGCAGAUCUGCAUGACCAAGAACUCCACCCUGGAUCCUGCGCUGUCUGUCUACGUCAACCCUUUUGGCGGCAGCCAUUCGGAAAGCUGGACAAUGCCCAUCAAUCAGAAUGGCUUCCCGGACUGGGAAAAGACCAAGCUGGACAUUCCUUUGGAUUGCUUCAACUGGACCUUGACUUUGGGCAACCGGUGGAAGAGCUUUUUUGAGACUGUUCACUUCUACCUGCGGAGCCGCAUUCGGACCGAGUCCUCUCAGGGGAACGAAACAGUCUACUUCGAGCCGCUGGAAGCUGCGGAUGCCUCUCAAAACUUUGGAUACAUGAAGAUCAACAGCAUGCAACUGUUCGGUUACAGCAUGCACUUUGACCCCGAAGCUAUCCAGGAUCUGAUCCUACAGUUGGACUAUCCGUACACUCAGGGAUCUCAGGACUCUGCUCUGCUGCAGCUGAUGGAGAUCCGAUAUCGGGUCAAUAGACUGUCUCCUCCUGGACCACUGCCAUUAGAUCUGUUCUCCUGCCUACUUCGACAUAGGCUCAAACUCUCCAGCUCCGAGGUACAGAGAAUACUCACCACACUGCAAACUUUUAGUGCCAAACAGCCGUUCUACAAAGAGUACGAAGCUGCAAAACUUUGUAGUUAGAAAGCAAACCAAUUUAUUUUUGCCACUGAUGUUUUGCUUUACUCGCUGAGAAGUUCAUUUAACUGAAAAUUAUUUUAUGGGGGGGGGGGGGGGGGGGGGUCACUGUUGUUGCUGUUUGAUAUGAAGUCAUUACUGUUACAUAUUUGAUGUCUUUGGUCCAAAUGGUAGUUCAGAUGAAACAACGUUUUGCACAAUUUUAUCAAUUCUGCCAUGUUUGAAUUAAAUAAAAUAGGCAAAAAAUAUUUUUUGUUAUGUUUUUGUAGCAUACUGAUUGCAGUUGGCUGGAUCUCAACCAUGCAAUGGAACAUUUGAAGUAUGCGUUUUACAAAAAGCAGAAAACUUUCCAUUAGCUGAUUAUUUAGAAAAAGUGAAUCCAAAGUAACUCCUCAAGAAAAGUCAUAUUUCACCCCAAAAUAAAAGUAAUCCAUCCAUCCACACAUACAUACAGUACAUACAUGCAUAUUUAUAUACUACCAUUUAAAAAUUGGUGGAAUGUCUUUUAUUCAGCAAGGAUGAAAUAAAUUGGUCAGUAAAGAUAUUUAUAAUGUCACAAACGAUUUCUAUAUAUAUAAAAAAAAUGCUGUUAGAAUGAUUUCUGAAGGAUCAUGUGACAAUAAAGAAUGUAAAUUUAGCUGUGCAUCACAAUUUGUAAAUUUGAUUAAAAAA